AUGGUGUGUUUAGAUUUUAGCCGAAGAUGGCCAAGUCGUGUGGGGUCGCGUGGGGAAGUUUCUGAAGCAGAAAAGCAGUCAGAUGAGGCGAAGGGGGGCCGAGGGUGCGCACCAGCCGCUGUAGAUUCUCGGGAUCCGAAAUGGUCCCCCGCUGCUGGCCAUGUGCUUCUGUUUUUUCUCUUCGUGGGACCCUUCACCUGCCUGGCGAGUUACAGCCGAGCCACGGAGCUGCUCUACAGCCUGAACGAGGGACUGCCAGCCGGGGUGCUUAUUGGCAGCCUGGCUGAGGACCUGCGGCUGGUGCCCAGGGCUGCGGGGAGAUCGGAGCCGCCGGCGCAGCCCCCGGAGCGCGCUGGUGCGCAGGGGAACCCGCCUCUCUCUUUCAGCCUAGCUUCCGGAGGGCUGAGUGGUCAGUAUGUGACACUGGACAACAGAUCUGGGGAGCUGCACACUUCUACGCAGGAGAUCGACAGAGAGGCCCUGUGUGUGGACGAGGGCGGAGCAGCUGCCUGGGGCGGCAGCAUUGCCAUCUCUUCUUCCCCUUCCUCUGAUUCUUGCCUUUUGCUCCUGGAUGUGCUGGUCCUGCCUCAAGAAUACUUCAGGUUCGUGAAGGUGAAAAUUGCCAUCAGAGACAUCAAUGACAAUGCCCCGCAGUUCCCUGUUUCCCAAAUCCUGGUGUGGGUUCCGGAAAAUGCACCUGUCAACACCCGGCUAGCCAUAGAGCACCCUGCUGUGGACCCCGAUGUAGGUAUCAAUGGGGUACAGACCUAUCGCUUACUGGACUACCAUGGCAUGUUUACCCUGGACGUGGAGGAGAAUGAGAACGGGGAGCGCACUCCUUACUUAAUUGUCAUGGGUGCAUUGGACAGGGAAAGCCAGGACCAGUAUAUUAGCAUCAUCAUAGCCGAGGAUGGUGGUUCUCCACCACUAUUGGGGAGUGCCACCCUGACCAUUGGCAUAAGUGACAUAAAUGACAAUUGUCCUCUCUUUGUAGAUUCACAAAUCAAUGUCACUGUCUAUGGGAAUGCUACAGUGGGCACCCCAAUUGCAGCUGUGCAAGCGGCAGAUAGAGAUUUGGGGACAAAUGCCCAGAUCACUUACACUUACAGCCAGAAAGUCCCACAAGAAUCCAGGGAGUUAUUCCAUCUGGAUGAAACGACUGGAGUCAUUACACUUUUCAGCAAGAUCGGAGGAAGUGUCUUACAAAUGCACAAGCUCACCAUCCUAGCCAAUGGGCCAGGCUGCAUCCCAGCUGUGAUCACCGCCCUGGUAUCCAUUAUCAAGGUCAUCUUCAGACCACCUGAAAUUGUCCCACGUUACAUAGCCAAUGAGAUCGAUGGUGUGGUUUAUCUGAAAGAACUGGAACCCGUGAACACCCCCAUUGCGUUCUUCACCAUCCGAGAUCCAGAAGGAAAAUACAAGAUUAACUGCUACCUGGAUGGUGAUGGGCCAUUUAGGUUAUCACCCUAUAAACCAUACAACAAUGAGUAUUUGCUAGAGACGACCAGACCUAUGGACUAUGAGGUACAACAAUUCUAUGAAAUAGCUGUUGUGGCCUGGAACUCAGAGGGAUUUCAUGUUAAAAGAAUCAUUAAAGUACAACUUUUAGAUGACAAUGAUAAUGCGCCCGUUUUCCUUCAGCCCUUGAUUGAACUAACCAUUGAAGAAAACAAUGCGCCCAAUGCCUUUUUGACUAAGCUCUAUGCCACCGAUGCUGAUAGUGGGGAGAGAGGCCAAGUUUCCUAUUUCCUGGGACCCGAUGCUCCAUCCUAUUUUUCUUUAGACAGUGUCACAGGAGUUCUGACCGUCUCAACUCAGUUGGACAGAGAAGAGAAAGAAAAAUACAGAUACACAGUCAGAGCUGUGGACUGUGGGAAGCCACCAAAAGAAUCAGUGGCCACUGUGGCUCUCACCGUCUUGGAUAAAAAUGACAACAGCCCUAGGUUCAUUAACAAGGAUUUCAGCUUUUUUGUGCCAGAAAACUUUCCAGGAUAUGGAGAAAUUGGCAUAAUAAGUGUCACCGAUGCGGACGCUGGGCGAAAUGGAUGGGUUGCCCUUUCAGUAGUGAACCAGAGUGACAUUUUUGUUAUCGAUACAGGAAAGGGCAUGUUGAGAGCUAAAGUGUCUUUGGACAGAGAGCAGCAAAGCUCCUAUACGUUAUGGGUUGAAGCUGUGGAUGGGGGUGAGCCUGCUCUUUCCUCUACCACAAAAAUCACUAUUCUCCUACUCGAUAUCAAUGACAACCCCCCUCUGGUUUUAUUUCCUCAGUCUAAUAUGUCUUAUCUGUUGGUACUGCCUUCCACUCUCCCUGGUUCCCCAGUUACAGAGGUCUAUGCUGUGGACAAAGACACAGGCAUGAAUGCUGUGAUAGCUUACAGCAUCAUAGGGAGGAGAGGCCCCAGACCUGAGUCCUUUAGGAUUGACCCCAAAACAGGCAAUAUCACAUUGGAAGAGGCAUUGGUACAGACAGAUUAUGGACUGCAUCGCUUACUGGUCAAAGUGAGUGACCAUGGUUAUCCUGAGCCUCUCCAUUCCACAGUCAUGGUGAAUCUAUUUGUCAAUGACACUGUCAGCAAUGAGAGCUAUAUUGAGAGUCUUCUAAGAAAAGAACCAGAAAUUAGUAUAGAAGAGAAGGAACCACAGAUCUCAAUAGAACCGACUCAUAGGAAGGUUGAGUCUGCAUCCUGUGUGCCCACCUUAGUAGCCCUGUCUGUCAUAAGCUUGGGUUCCAUCACACUCGUAACGGGGAUGGGUAUAUAUAUCUGCUUGAGGAAAGGGAAAAAACAUCACCAGGAAGACAAUUUGGAAGUACAGAUUCCACUGAAAGGAAAAAUCGACUUGCAUAUGAGAGAGAGGAAACCGAUGGAUAUUUCCAAUAUUUGAAAAUUCAUUGUGGAGUCACAGAGAAAUGUUCUAACUGACUUGAGACAGGUUUCAACACUUGAAUAUGAGUGUCUCUGGAAGUUCCAAUGAAGGACCACUAAUUUAUAACUUGUAAUAUGUUGUAAAUAGCUCUUUACAGGUUUUUAAACUCAAAUUCAGAGGUUAUACAAUGUGUACAGCAUUUUUAAAUGAAAAAGAGAUACUAACAGCUAUAAAAUUGUUAUUUAUAUAUAUAUAUAUAAAGUUUGGAACUGAUUUUCGGCUUUCAUACUUCAAGCAGAUUGGUAAAACCUGGGAAACAGGUAAGGAAAUGGUAUUUUUUGUUGUUGUUCUAAAAUUUCCUUUGACCACAAGAGGGCAUCAGGUGCUCCUUUGCAGGGAACUGUGAGGUAUUGUACAGGAUAGUCAUUGUACAUGAAAUUAAUGAGAGUAUAUUUUAAAUAUCUUGUUUCUAACACUAAAUGAAUAUGAAAUUAAAGUGAUUUGAAUGCUCCCCUAUUUAAAUACAUAAGAAAGAAAAAGGAAUACACUUAUCCACAGAAGGCCUAUUACCUCACAGGUAUAUCAUAAGUAGUUUGAAGGAGAAGGCUUUGAGCAAGUAUGUCUACAUUGCCAUGUGUUAUAAAAUUGACAUGCCGAAGUGUUUUACUACCUGUGUACACAAUUUGCUUUCUGUUUGCUUCACCAUUGCACUUGCUACAAUUACGGGGGGAGGGGGGAGUCUAUGUAUUCUUACAGAGAAUGUAACUAGAAAUUGUGCCCAAGAAAAACAGCUGGAAACAAAUAAAGACCUUGAUCCUUAGUUGCUUUAGUUUCUCCUUCAGUGUCCAUGAAGUUUUAGUGCAUUCUCAAUUUGUCAUUUCCACUUUGUACUUGGGGUAUAUUAGAUUAUUAUAUGAUUAAACUCAUCCAUUUCAUGAGAAAAGUAAAAGCCCUGUUAAAAUCAUUCUAGAAGCUAAUUACACUAACGGUUGUUUUAGUUGGGCAUUUUAUAUAGAAUUUAUAUUUCCUGUAUGUUGUUGUUUAGAUUUGUUGGCUAUAAUUUCUUUCUCUCCUCCCCCCCUACACACACACCCCAGCUUUGGAUUCAGUCCAGGAGUUUAUUUGUAAGCCCAGAAGUAAAUUCCUCUGAUAAUUUUGCUUUUACUGAGUUUAUUGAGUUUUCCUUUUCAGUAUAGCAAACUGGCUUCUCAGUGAUUAAUCAAUUUUACUUCUUUAUCUGAGCUGGAAUCUUAUUUUAUAUUAAAAGCUGUAGCAAAAUUAUUUGUGUAAACAAGGAAUGUAUUAGCUUAAGCUCAGUUAUUUUACU
Messenger RNA from Perognathus longimembris pacificus (Pacific pocket mouse), 4192 nucleotides. RefSeq names its product protocadherin 20 (gene Pcdh20). Gene Ontology annotation, molecular function: calcium ion binding. Gene Ontology annotation, cellular component: plasma membrane. Lineage: Eukaryota; Metazoa; Chordata; Mammalia; Rodentia; Heteromyidae. The transcript is spliced from 2 exons. The coding region runs from base 1 to 2883 and encodes 960 amino acids. Gene Ontology annotation, biological process: homophilic cell-cell adhesion. The record is from RefSeq and is a predicted model, not a curated record.